AUGUACAUACCUGAAAACGUCUCGGAGACAAGCUCGGAGUCUGCCCUCUCGACUGCUUUCGAUUCAUAUCGCGAGUACACAGACUACGUCAGACAGUUUUUGUCUGCAAACACAACUACUGAGUGGGACGAGGAACUUUGGCUAGGACAGCUACCCAUCGAUGGCCACACGAUACAAUGGUACCGUCUUUCGAGCCACUCCAAGAACACAUCGGCUGGCUUUGAGAACCACGGCACCGAUACAGAUAUGUAUAAAAGUACCGGCUCAAAGGAGACUUUCCAAGAACAAUUACGAACACCAAAGACGUCGGUGUCCUGGCAGAUAUUACUUGUUCAGUUCAACUGCGAGUUCCGCCGAGAAUUCCUGCUUUACGACGAUUGGUAUCGCGAUUCAAUGUUAUGGUGCUUUGACAUUAUCGGUCUAGCUUUGGAUCUACCGCUCUGUGUGUGGAACCACUUGAAGGAUCGCCUUCAAGGUAUGGGCACACCACGUCUAGACACCUUCAGAGUCUCGUGGAAUGAUGAUUGUUCAGCUCUUGAUUUGGGCCUGAACACCAUGGUGACUUUGAAUACCAAAGGUGGAGUCCUGCCUCCUACAGUUGUUGCUUUUCUACCGCUGAACAAUCCUGUUCGCAUCGGCGAUCCAAUGAAUCAACGAUGUGGAAAUCCUGUUCGACUCAACCAUCCCAAAUGGGCACAGUCGAUAAUCAGCACACCCAGUAAGGCUAUGACAAACGAAAAAGCGACAUUCUGGCGGCCCGCGAACAAUGAGCCUGCUGAAUCUCAAUAUCUUCGUAAGAUGAUCGCGAGAACUGGCGCACGUUCCAAUUCGCCCUCGGUAACAGAUGGCGCCUUUGCGUGUUUUGCGGCGCUUCUCGAGUUCCAUCUGGGUCAUCCGUCGCAGAAUAUUCCUAAACUUGAUUAUUCCCAAGACUCAAGAGACAAGGUGUGUCUGAGACACUAUCGCUGGCCAGAAGACCCAUGGGGAGACACUCGUGUAACCGACGUGCUGGUACCUACACGAUCUCUGCUAAUGCGAUUAAGAGACGAAGUCGACAUGAACAUCAUGAUGUCCGAAAAGAUCAAGGAAUACACCAAGGACCAUUUCAAAACGCUCAACGACUAUCAGCAGAAGACCUUGCAGGCUCUUGUCGGGCGCUUGAGGCUGCACCUGGUUCAUUUGCAACUCACUGAAGCUAAUCUAAAGGACCGUCUUUCCGCAUAUGCCUCAGAGCAAACCACUGAGAUGGCAGAACGAAACAUUCAGGAGAGCAAGAGAGUGAUUCUCUGCAGGUUUUCACAAGCCUACUUACGAGACCUACGUGACUGA
Boeremia exigua is the source of this 1329-nucleotide messenger RNA. RefSeq lists its product as uncharacterized. The transcript has 2 exons. The coding region runs from base 1 to 1329 and encodes 442 amino acids. The record is from RefSeq and is a predicted model, not a curated record. Lineage: Eukaryota; Fungi; Ascomycota; Dothideomycetes; Pleosporales; Didymellaceae.